AUGAAGGUUCCCAAGGAAGAUAUCAAAGAACAAAAUAACGAUAAUACACUAAACGAAGAUGACAAUAUGAGUAAUCCAUAUGAUACAGAAUCAAAUUCAGACUCUAUUGAUCCACCAACAAGGGAUGGUGAUUUCUCUGAAUACAUGUGGAUGGAAAAUCAAGAAGAGUUUGAUCUACAGGUAUUUAUCUAAGAGUUAUGAUUUAAAUUUAAAAUGCAUUAUUUUAUUAAGUAAAAAUUGCAAAAAAAAAAAAUAAGUAGACACCUACAUAAAUAUAAUAAAUUGAAUUUAUGAUUUCCAUUAUAAUAUCAAAUUUUAAAACUAUUUUUUUUUUUCAUUCUGUUAGAAUAUUAUAUAUUUGUAUUUUUUUUCCUAUUUUAAUAUCUUACUAUGUUAUCUAUAGGUUAUGAAGGAAUUAGAAGAAAAAGAAUUGAUGAAAGAAUGUCUUGAAGCUAUGUUAGAUGAUGAGCAUAGUGGUAAAAAUGGUACAGCGAAUGGUGACGCUCAAAUGUAAAUUAAACAAUUUAAUAUAUCUAAAGUUGUUAUAUAUGUAACUUUAAAUUUAACUGGUUAUUAUUUAUAGGAAUGGAUCAAGUAGCUCUACCUCAUCUUUGAACCACAGACUUGAUCAUUUGAGCUUAAAUUCACCUUGUAAUAAUGGUGAUCAACCAAGGCAAUCUACUGUAAGUUGGUCUUGUGAUUUAUUAAUUAAUUUUGAUUUUCGAUGCCAGCAAAAUAUGUAUACUAUAUAUAGAAGAUAGGGAAAGAUUUAUAUGAAAUUCAAUAAUUGAAAAUAUAAAAAAAAAUCGCAGAAGAAAUUGAUCGUCAAAAACAGUUUGAGUAUUAAGAAGUAAUGGCCAUAUGUAUUGCCCAGUGGUUUUCAGUCUUUUACAAAUUGCAACCCCUAAAUUUUUUUAUUUUUUUUAUAUGACAAUGUUUAAUAUAAUUUUUUCAAAAUGUUGACGACCAUUCCCAAUAUUCACUCGUGAUUCCCUAGUUAAUAUCCGCUGGUCUACACCUGUAUAAUUGGCAAUAUAGCAUGAUUAGGCUAAAACUCUGUAGAUACAUUUGGUGUAAAUUUUUAUGGAAUACCAUAACCUUUUUGUAAAACCAAAUAAUAAUUACAGUUAUUUAAAAUAGAAUUUGUUCCUUUCAUAAUAUAGACAAAUUAUAUUCUACAGAUCUAUACUUUCCAUCCAUGGCCAUGCAUUUUUAUCAAAUUUGUUAAAAACAUAAUCAAAUAUUAUGGUUUAACAUUAUUAUUUUUUUGUAACUAAUGAUAUAGUAAUAAUAUAUACCUUAUUUUUUUAUAUUAAAGAUAGGCUGUUAUUUUUAGGCAUGUAUUAUCGUUUAUGAUUUUAUUAGGCCUGUAUUGGCUAUGCAGUUUUGAGCAUAUUAUGGUUACUAGUUUAGCAGUUUAGUGAAAAAAUGUCUAAGCAAUAUUGUUUGAUAAUUAAAUUCACUUUUUAUUAACCAGGUUACCAUAAUCUGCAUACAAUUAUACAUUAUGUUUACUGACUAUCCAUUUGUAAAAUAUACAAUACUGUUUAGUAAAAAAACAUUUUGGUUAUAUUGCAAACAAUAUAACAAACUGUUUAUUAAAAACUGCAUUGCCAAAACACACAUAUUUACUAUAGUUAAACUGAUAUCUAAACAUUGUUAAAAAAUAAACAAAAUUUUGUAGAUAAUAGACAUAAUAUCAUUUAUAUUAUGAUUUUAUUCUUUAUUCUUUUGUAGUAAUUCAUCUUCUAUGCAUGUAGUUCUGGAUUCAUAUAAAUAAAUAUUUUUGAACAAAUCUGGAAUUUAAUUUUCUACAAAGUAGAUAUUUUCAAGAUUAAUUAUGUUGAAUCAACAGUUUAUUAUUAAAAUAAGAUUUAUUGAAUAUUAAUUUUAAAAAUACGAAAAUGUUGUCCUUUGAAAGUUUAUAAUUUAUAUUUUCUCUAAAUUAUAUGAUUUUUUUAAUAUUUUUACUGUUGCAAUUGGAGAACUUUCGGUGAUAAUCUUGAAUUUUCUAAAAAAAAUAAUGUUAAUAUCAAACUUAAUAGUUAAUAAUUAUUGAAGAAAUAUUUGACUUGUAACAAAAAUUGGUUUUGCUCUUCACUUUUUGAGAUUUUAUUAUUAAAUUAUAGGAACAAAAACUUGUGCUGCCUUUAUGUUAUAUUCUUAUAAAUAUUAAUAAAAUAAAAGUAAUCUCAAGUUCAGUUGUAUAUAAAUCUGUCUGAUAAUAUGGGGUGUCCUACAAAGAUAUACUCAAGACAAUAUCUUAGAAUGUAUCAACUUAUUUCGGAAUAUUUGUUUUGACAAUUUAAGUAACAAAUAGCUCCAAAAUAUGUCUACCAUUAUUUUUGUCAUCCUUAUCCUUGAAUGUAAAAUAACUGCUUACUUUCGGUUUUCAAAUGACAACUUCUAUGCAAAAUUUCCAAAAAUCAAAACAGUAUUCUUUGGUUUAAAUAUAUUUUGGUAUUGAAAUUUUUGAUUUCCAUAAACCUGUUAACAAGAUAUACCACUUUUAAUUUUGGGUUGGGUGGGGGAGGGUAAUUGAGUAUAAUAGUGUGGCGUCACAGCACACAUCAUUUGAAUAGUGCUCCAAUACCCAUAUUUAAUAAAGGAAUAUCUUUGCAAUUAGUUGAUCAAAAUCAAAAAUGUAAAUUAUUUUUUAAAUUUUAUCAUUUUGUGCCAGGAACGAAGAAAAGUCAUGUUUUUUCUAAACUGAGAAUUGAUUUUAAUCAAGAAUUGAUAACCGGUUUUAAGUCCCUAUUAAUUUAAUAUAAAAUUAAUAAAGAGAAGUAUUUAUCAAUGAAUUGUUAAUUUUUCAGAGUACAUUAAAUCCAGAUGCAGCAGAAUUUGUACCAUUAGCUACCAGAUCUUUGAAUAAUGCAUCUGCGGUGGUAGCAAGUCCUUCAUAA
Cinara cedri is the source of this 2906-nucleotide messenger RNA. The record is from the annotation of a GenBank genome assembly. NCBI's taxonomy places the organism in Eukaryota, Metazoa, Arthropoda, Insecta, Hemiptera, Aphididae.